Strongylus vulgaris is the source of this 2634-nucleotide messenger RNA. NCBI's taxonomy places the organism in Eukaryota, Metazoa, Nematoda, Chromadorea, Rhabditida, Strongylidae. The record is from the annotation of a GenBank genome assembly.
AUGUCGUCAUCUGAGGAGGAUUUACCGUCCACAUGUGUAUCCUAUGAUGAAGAGACACAACGGACACCUAGUGAAUGCAUUUCUGAAAAGGAUUUGCUACGAUACAUCUAUGGUUCGGACAAGUUAAAGAACAGUCGUAAAAGUGGAUUUUUGCAAUUACGACAUUCGGCAGAUGAAUUUCGCCCUGCACCACGUGAACCUUCUGCCACACUCGUUCCCGGAGAUCUGCUUGCUGCUAAAAUUCGCACUUAUCUCUCCUGUACUAAACCGUUCCAGCAUCCUGUCACAUGGCAGCCAUCGGCAGAUCAACGAAGGUUAAUUGGACAUAUGGUUCUCACUAAAACGGAUAACUCAAGAUCUGGAGAUCUUGGGCUCAAGGUAAAACAACAGUUAUUCAAGUUAUCUUGGAAAUUAGAUCAAGAAGACUUACAAAAGUGUAUGAAUAGUGUGGUAGGUGGACGCCGCACUGAUACUGGUCGCUUAGGAGCUUUCAUCACACGGGUCAAACCAGGAAGCGUGGCGGACACAAUAGGAAGACUUAGAGCUGGAGAUGAAGUUCUUGAAUGGAAUGGACAAGCUCUCCAAAAUGCAACAUUUGAUCAGGUGUACGAGAUAAUCUCGGCAAGCAAACAGGAGUCGCAUGUUGAAAUUAUUGUCAGCAGAUCUGCAAGCAUACCGGGUGGGGACGACUUCCUGAAUAUUCAAACACAACCCAGGCAACUUCCGAGUCUACAGUACUUAUUAUGCGAAGCUCGAAGAGUGCCAACAUUCAAGGGACAAAAUUUUAGUCGUGGCCAAAUUUUUGGCAGAAUUGAGAUCUCUUUGUACUUCUCACACAUUGAGCGACAGUUGACAGUGUGUAUCGAACGAGUAGCUGACCUUCCUCCGCGUUCAGAUGGUUCACCGAGGAAUCCCUACGUGAAAGUUUUCCUCCUUCCAGAUAGAAGUGAGAAGUCCAGACGACAAACAUCCGUUUUAGCUGAAGCUAUCCGACCUGUAUGGAAUGAAUCAUUUUACUACCAGGGUAUCACUGAGCCUAUGCUUAUGGAAAGAGUUUUAGAGGUUACUGUUUGGGACUACGACAAAUUCGAGGCCAAUUCUUUUCUUGGGGAAACCCUUGUGGAUUUCUCUUCAGCGGCUCUUGAUGGACAAACCGUUACCCUGCCACUCGUCGACAUGGACGAAGAAAAUCCUUUGAGACUGGUGCGUAAUGGAAAGCUUUGUUUUUAUCACCACCUCAAACCCCCUAGAGUUCAAAGAAGUGAAAAGUGCAAUUUUUUGCAAGUCUCAGCGAUUUGUAUUUUAGAGGCUCAGAAAUCGAAAAGGCAAACAAUACUCUGCAUACCAAAGACCAAGGAAAUGGAUGAAGACUGGUACAUGCAACCGCACUCCGGGUAUCUUUCUGAUCAUUGCUAUUAUCCGAACACAAGCCAAAGAAUUCGACAACGUCGUCCUCGAAGUGCCACAGCUAUGAGACCGAGUAUCCUCAAUUAUGGAGUUACAGUGACAGCUUCCGAGAUGGGCGCAUCACGGCCUUACUAUGGUAAUUUACCAGAACCAUUAUGGAAUGAUGUGGAUAUUGCUCAGGAAGGAAGAAAUAUUCCGCAAGGUAUGUUACCUUAUGGAAUAACCGACAUGCGUCCAAUGAACGGCCAAUCAGCAGUUGAAAUGCCGGAGCAAGAUCCACAACAAGGGUAUGGAUCAGAUGGAAGCGAAACUAUGAGCACGCAUUCGGCACAUUCAAUUCCAGCCGUCAGAACCAUCAAUCGCCGUCCUCCAUCAGAAAAUGAGGUGAACGAUAUGCCGGAAACAUCCGUUGAAGAGUAUCAGCCUGAAGAUGUACAGUCUACAUCGGGCGUUGCUCCGAAAAUGUCCAUGGCGGGACAAGUGAUGAAGGAACGCAAGAAAAGCAUAAUGACACGGUUUAUUCCUGGAAAGUCUGGUGGCACCGAAGGAAAACGCACCGGGUUUUUACGGUCUGAAGAAGUAGGAAUCCCCGGGAACCUAGCGAUCAACCGCGCACAACAGCAACAGCAGCAAUUUGUAAAACAAGCGAGCAAAGAAUCUACAGAUUCGGGCUCUGACAAUUGGUUGCCUGUUCUGCCAGAUGGUCCGCUCGGCACCUUUGUCGAAAAUCUUGGGCCAGGACAAGUGGUCGGGCGGCAAGUGCUUGCGAGUCCAUUGCUGGGAGAGAUUCAAGUUGGAAUAAUGGCAGGACGUUCGGGCAUUGAUGUAGAAAUAAUUAGGGCAAAGAAUCUUGUGAUUAAACCCGGUGUUAAAAUGAGUCCAGCUCCGUAUGUGAAAGUGUAUUUAAUGGAAGGAAAAAUGUGUGUGGCGAAGGCAAAGACGAAUCCAGUCAGGAAAACUACUGCUCCACUUUUCCAGCAACAUUUGAUAUUUAAUGAUAAUCCUAGGCGGAAAAUGUUACAGAUUACUGUACUUGGUGAUUAUGGAAGAAUGGAGAGGAAAACAUUUAUGGGUAUUGCCUUGAUUCGGUUAGAUGACCUACGUUUGGGCUCAGAACCGGUGAUCGGAUGGUACAAACUCUAUCAUAGUUCAUCGUUGGCUGGAACGGGCCCUGUACGAAAGGAUUCAGAAACAUCAUUAGCUGGACCAAACAUGUUACAUUACUGA